CCGCCCCUCCUUGGCAGGCCCCGCCUACUCUCCUUCUCCCGUCGCCGCCCCUCUCCUCCGCCCUCCCGGCGAUUGGCUCCUUCCAAGCCGAGCGGGGCCUCCCAUUCUCCCCUCUAGUCGCCCGACUCUCGAGGUUGCUUCAGUUGCGCCGCGCUCCUCCGUGCUCGAGUAAGCAGCGGCUGGGACGUGCUAGGCACUGGCAGCGCGCGGGGGAGUCCCCCUUUCUCUGUGAAGUAGCGGGGUGUCUCUUGUGACAACCGGUGACAGCAGAUCCUCCUCCUCGCUGGGUACCUGACGGCAAGCGGCGGACGCGCCAACAUGGGGAGGGGCGGCGGCGGCGGAAGCGGCCGCAGCAGCAGCAGCUGACAGAGCCGGUGCCCGUAACCCACCUCGGCGAACCUCCGGGCUCAGUCAGCUUUGCAGCCACAGCUCGCCGCCGCCGCCUGCCUCGAGUGAGCCCACGACUCCCAAAAGGGAGGCGGCGGCAGCAGCAGCAGCAGGGACUUUCCGCCUAGAAAACUUCCUGUCGCUGAAGGGGACGGGGAAAGUUGCCGCCGCUGCCUGGGGACAAGAAGCGCGGGCUGGUCCAGCCCCUGGCCUCAGCCUGACACCCGCUCUGGCCGUGGCGGCGACUGCUGCGGAGACUCCGAGCGGCUGUUGCCCCGUGGUUGUCUCGGGCCUGUAGGGGGCGCUGACCGCUGCGGGGAGGCCAUGCCCGCCGGCAGCCUGUUGCCGCUCUUCGGCAGCCCCGCGGGUCCGGGCGCCGUGGGCGGCUCUCUAGGCGGGGGGCCCUUGGGUGGCGUCGGAGGGAGGAAGGUGUCCGGCCCCAGCGGCGCGUUCCGGCUGACGGAGAAGUUCGUGCUGCUGCUGGUGUUCAGCGCCUUCAUCACGCUCUGCUUCGGGGCCAUCUUCUUCCUGCCGGACUCCUCCAAGCUCCUCAGUGGCGUCUUCUUCCACUCGGCCACCCUCCAGCAGCCGCCGCCGCCGCCAGCGCAGGGGGAUCAGCUCGCACCGCCGCAGCCACCCGGACCGGGACACGUCGUCGGAGCGGGCAGUAGCAGCAGCAGUUAUGGGGCCGACGUUGCUGGGGAAGCAGCGGAGAACUUGGCCAAGAUCCGCGAGGACCACGAGCGUGCUCUACGAGAGGCUAAAGAGACUCUGCAGAAACUGCCCGAGGAGAUCCGCAGAGACAUCCACCACGACAAAGCUCAAUUUCUUCUCCAGGAUAAGUUAGGCAGGAAGGAGGCAGGGGCCGCCGGAUUGCCUGACCUGCUUUUCCAGAAACCAAUCGGGGCCGUCGGAGGGGAACCGGCAGACCCCGACAUCCAGCAGAAAAGAGCGAAGAUCAAAGAGAUGAUGAAACAUGCCUGGGAUAAUUAUAAACGUUACGCAUGGGGAUUAAAUGAACUGAAACCCAUAUCAAAACACGGACAUUCAAGCAAUUUAUUUGGUAACAUUCAAGGAGCAACGAUUGUUGAUGCCUUGGAUACAUUAUACAUUAUGGAAAUGAAAGAUGAAUUCAAAGAAGCCAAAAAAUGGGUGGAGAAAAACCUAGAUUUCAAUGUGAAUACUGAAAUAUCUGUUUUUGAAGUGAACAUUCGCUUUGUUGGUGGACUACUGUCUGCAUACUAUCUUUCUGGAGAAGAGAUAUUUCGAAAGAAAGCAGUGGAACUAGGAGAGAAGUUGCUUCCAGCCUUUAACACUCCUACAGGAAUUCCUUGGGCAUUAUUAAAUAUCAAAAGUGGUAUUGGGCGAAAUUGGCCCUGGGCUUCAGGAGGAAGCAGUAUUUUGGCAGAAUUUGGAACAUUGCAUUUGGAGUUCAUACACCUAAGCUAUUUAUCCGGAAAUCCAGUGUUUGCUGAAAAGGUUAUGAAUAUUAGGAAAGUCUUAAAUCGGCUGAAGAAACCAGAAGGUCUUUACCCUAAUUACCUAAAUCCUAGUAGUGGCCAAUGGGGUCAACAUCAUGUGUCUAUUGGAGGACUUGGAGACAGUUUUUAUGAAUAUUUGCUUAAGGCAUGGCUGAUGUCAGAUAAGAUGGAUGAAGAAGGCAAGCAAAUGUAUUAUGAUGCUGUUCAGUCCAUAGAGACCCAUCUGAUCAGGAAAUCUAGCAAUGGCUUGAUGUACAUUGCUGAGUGGAAGGGUGGCCUCCUUGAACACAAAAUGGGGCACCUCACCUGUUUUGCUGGAGGGAUGUUUGUUCUGGGUGCUGAUGGAGCUCCUGCGGGUAAAACUGGACGCCACAUUGAACUUGGUGCUGAAAUUGCCCGCACAUGUCACGAGUCAUAUGAUCGCACAAACAUGAAGCUGGGACCAGAAGCCUUCCGGUUUGAUGGUGGAGUUGAGGCAAUUGCUACCAGGCAGAAUGAGAAAUAUUACAUCCUGCGGCCUGAAGUUAUUGAAACCUACAUGUAUAUGUGGAGGUUCACCCAUGACCCAAAGUACCGGCAGUGGGCUUGGGAAGCUGUAGAGGCACUGGAAAAAUACUGCAGAGUAGAUGGAGGCUAUUCUGGCAUUAGAGAUGUUUACAGCAGCCAUAAAAGCCAUGAUGAUGUGCAACAGAGUUUCUUCCUUUCAGAAACACUCAAAUACCUGUACUUGAUGUUCUCUGAAGAUGACCUCCUUCCAUUUGAACAUUGGGUCUUUAACACUGAGGCACACCCUUUCCCAGUCAUCAGAAAAGAUGAGGGAGAAAAAACAAAAAACAAAUAAGCGUGCUGAAUUUUGGGGUGGGCACGUGAUGCAGUUAUAAAAAUCCCUGAGUUGUUGUGUUUGUUUCAAACCAAUUUUUUGCAGUCUGACGUCUACUCAUACAAUAUUUAUCUAGGGACCUAAAAUCAUUAACUAUAAUUAAUCUUAUUUAUGUUUUGACAAAAAUGGUAACAUUAUCUCUAAAUUUUGUUAGGCUGCAGUGUGCAUCUAGCCGAACAGAAUAGAGAGGUCGCCUUGUUACUUGUAUUCUGUUUUAUUUUUGACUGCAAAGUUCUUUCCUCCUCUGUGAGGAGAUGUCUGCUUUAAGCUGUAAUACUUUGCUGUGUUGCAAAAAGCCAUAAAUUAAGUAUGAAGAGCUUUUUUCUUUUUUAAUCUAUGUUAAUGUGGUUUGUCUGAUCACUAGAGACAAAUCUAACUGUGACAGCCUCUUCUUAUGCGGGUCUAUCAUUAACUGGUAAUUUGAAUAUUUAAGAAGAUGUACUGUUCAUAAAAAUGACGUAAGAAUAUUUUCAUCGCAUCUGGACACACUAUUAUGUAAAACUGUGACUUGUCUUGAAAUGAGUUUGGAAACAUCUGAAUUUUUGUUUAGAACAUAACAUCAAAUUUAACCAUAGGUAAAUUUAAUAUCCACUUUUAUUCUGUUCUAGUAUUUAGCUUUGCAAACAGUCACCAAACCAAGAGCAUGGAAGCUGCCUUCUGGGCAUGUCCCUUCCAAAAAAACAACGUAAUGACUUCAGUCCUCAAAGCUUGCACGCUCAGUCAAAUGGAGCUUCAGCACAGUUUGCAACAGAAGGAAAAAGCUCAUUUCUUGUCUAACCUUUCAUUUGCCCUGUAAGAUGGGUUGGUCUGGUGUAUGAAAUCCUUUGUUGUGUGAUUGAGCCUUCUCCAUUUUAGAGAUGAAGAAAGCCCAGUUCUUAAAUCUGUCACCAAACAUUUCAUUUAGUACUCUAUGACACUUGGUGCAUACCAGGAACAAUGAUGUGGAAGUAGGAGGAGCAUAACAAGCAUGAAAGAUACCAUCUUUCAGAAAUUUAUGUUCCGCUUUAAUUCACUUUUGAAAGGAAGAAAAAUGCCUGAUGGCUGCUGCUUUUUAAAUGCUUUGCUUUAUUUUAUUUUUAAAAAAAACCUUUCUUCUCAUCUUAAUCAAAAAGACUGAAAUGGAAUGUUAGCUGUGAAGGCUUAAUUUUGCCAGAAAGUUUAACAGGCCAGGCCAGGCUCAAACCUCACCAGUGUCUGAGGUGGCUUUCUGUGCCACCACCCCCGUUGUGAAUCCCUUGCUGUGCUCCCGAACGCCCCCUGUAAAACCUUUCUACAGCAGAUCAGAAGAGGUAGCAAAUCCACUACUUCGCCAUACCUUGUUGCUGGGCUGUUCCUGUAACACUCAGAUAUCAUUUAGGAUGCCUUCUGUGAGUGAAGUAACUUGAAUGACUAUUGGACAUAACCACUUGGAGUUGGGUUUGGGUUUUUAAUGAUCAUUUGCUUGUAACAGCUGGCUUUCCUGGACAAUGGAAAAUGGAAACUGAUGAUGCUGCUAGAGGUAAACUUUCUAGACAUGAUAAAGGACUGGCAGAAACUGUGCAAGGGAAGAAUGGGAAAUGAGAGGCGAAUCAUUGAUGCUGUAUGAAAUUUAGUUGCUUUUAAAGUUAAAACUUAGUCCUAAAAGAUCUCUGUAGUAACCACACAUGGCACCAUACUUGGUAUACCAUAUCGCCUUUGUGGCAACCUACAAGGAAACUAGGACAGCAAAACUUACAAACUGCCUGCUUAUUGCAAUCUUAUUCAGGCCGUCAAAUAUGAGGACCAAAUGUUUGAGCCAAUGUAAGUGACUUCUUGACUAUUUAAUUUUGGAUACAUUGAAUUCCCACAGAAUUGAACCAUAGGAACAUAAUCUAUUAUCUCUCAUCUGGCAGUCUGAAAGACUACACAAGCAAUAACUUUCCUAAAGUUUGAAUCUCUUUUUGUCUAAGCCAAAUGACUUAAUUCUCACCCCCAAACUUAGAAAAAUUCUCUGAGGGGUCGCAUGUGGCAGUUGAAGAAUCAGAUAAGAACUAAUGCAGGCACGCCUGCUCAUCAUAUAUCUCUGGAUCAUAGCUCUUGUAGAUACUUGGCCGGUUAGCACAUUAGUGCUACUUCUACUAAAGAAAUGCUUUUUAAACAUUCUUAUUCAGGGUUAUGUUGUAAGUGUGUGGUGGCUCAUAUUUUAUUAUACUGGCACAAGAGCCAGUAUAAUAAAAGUUACAGCUUUGCUUUCCUGUGUUAUACCAAAAGUUUUUUUCUUUAACUAGAAUAAGUCUAAACUUCUACUUUACUCAUUCAGAAAAUCAGUUAGUUACAUUGAAAGAGGCUUCUCAUCCUGCAUAUGUUGAGCUCUUACCCCAUGUGCUUGCUUAAUUGUUUACACAUUUCUGUACCUUCAUGUUUUUAAUUAGAAAGCAGUUUGAAAGCCUGAUGAGCAAAAAAAAAAUGUGGUAAAUAUUAAUCUAAACACUAUUUCACUGUUCUUUCUGAAGUGCAGAACUAAAGAUAAUCUUUAUUUUAUGACUCCCCCCCCCCCAAGUUUGAACAGGGAAAACUUGCAUAUGAAAACAAACCAGAUACUUCAAAUCUGUAGGGCAGACCAAAAAAAAAAAAUCCAAACAGCAUUCAGUUUAAUAUCUUUCUUACAAGGAAACCUUUCCCUAGCUUACAGUUCACUCUUACAGAAGUAAGCUUUCAGUGACUGACAACCUAACAAAGCACUGUUGUAGCACCAGUGCUUCUGAAAGGUUCCAAACUAACACUUCACUGGUACUGGUGUGUUGGGGAAUGCCAACAGUCUCCUCUUCCCCUGGAAGUCCUUUGUGUCACCUGAAAAUAUAUUCUUUAGGGCUACAUGACCCUUGGACAUUUGGGGGUGUCUCAAAUCACUUCCUGGGUAAGUGGAAGUUGUCAAAAUCUGGCCUGAGUGAGUUUGUGCUUCAAUCGUCAACCAAUGGCCUUUACUCCCAUAUAAGGGUACAUAGGAAUACAACCUUAUUGUCACUUAGCUACUAUAUUUUAACUACUCUCAGGCUAUAGGGUCUUCUCAGAUAACACUGAGCAUUUCACCACAUUAUAGAUAGCAUUGCUUUGUGUAGAUUCAAGUGAAACUUAAUUGUAGAAUGAACUUAAAUGCCCUAAAUUUUGGAGCAAUUGUGAGGACUCCUGUAAUUGGAAUGACUCCUGCCAUUAGAGAGAUUUGAAAUACCAAACUGUGGCAGGGACAGAGUCAAAAUAUGCACUGCUUUUCUAGCUUGUCAACAAGGAAAGAUUGGGAUUUAUUGGCUCUAAUUGAAAGACUGUGUUAACCUUAAACUCAUGAUGGAAAAGGACAUGCAAAACAGUGAUUACUUGUAUGGGCUAGUAAUUGUGCAGUGCUGUUGGCUGAAAAGCCAUGAGUGCGGCAUCUUAAUUUUAGUGUGGCACUCUGUAUAGCGGCUUUAACAACAAAAUAUAUGCCAUGUGUCCAUUUCCUAAUCCCAAAUUUUUGCUUCAGUUUCCUUUAUUUUCUGUGGGAGCUGCCAUGGAGGAGUGAUUCAUGGUAUUAUGUUAUCUCAAAAAACCUCAUUCCAAUAAAGAAGCCUAGUUGCAUACCAUUUCUGCCAAUGCUGCCUUUUUAUAGCAGCCAGUCCUCCUCCAACCACUUGCUAGCAUCCACCCUGAUGAGCAUGUUGCAUACUAAUCAAUCUUUCCCUCUGUGAGAUCCUGUAAAAAGGAUAAACCUUUAAUCAAAGUGCAACAGUGCCCUGUCAGAAUGUUCUUAUCUUGUCCAAAACAGAACCAAUAAAAACAAUGAUCCUCUUCUGUUCAAUGUGGUUUGCAGUUCUCUAGCAUAGUACUUCUUUUCUACUUGAAGUUUGGUUUGCAGUGCUCCCAAAUCCAUGCUCCAUAAGUAAUGUUUUGUAGCAUCAGCAAGACAUUUUUUGUUCCAAUCAACUGCUGCUUCUUGCUACAGCACUUAGGUUCAUUUCCAGAAUGUUCCAUUUUUUUAAGAAGAAGAAGAAAGAAAAUUCUAUAAAUCCCUGUACAGAAAAAUGAUCUGCUUUGUUCUGCGCAGAAAACAAAUUUCCCAGUUCUAAAAGCGGGCCACAAUCCAGAGAAUAUUUUACAAGAGAAUGUACACCACCGGAUAUAAGUAGAUCUUGUAAACUACCCUGCUAGGCUUCCACCAACUGAACUGCUGAAGAUUUUCAGACAUAAAGCCAUCUUAAGAUCCUGGCUAGGCAGAUUUCAGUGAAUCCCAUAGCACCAAAAGUAUUUAUUUGGUUCAUUUUAAAGAAAUGACUAUUGCCAUAUGUGAUAUUUUAUAGCAUGAUAAAACGUUAGUGCAACCUCAUGUCCUAAGGUGGGUCUACAGCUAAAGCACCCUGUUUCCAAAAGUGUGCUGACACUAGAUAGAAAGCUUUAUAAAUGAAUUAUUCCUUCAAAAUGGUCUAAUGGUAAUAUUUAGUUAAUAUUUCAAGUAUAGUCAUCAUUUCUAUUGCCUAAUAUUCCAUUCCCCCUUUCGUUGCCAAGCUUUCAGUGUGUAUCACCAUCAAACUCCUCUGGUACCAUUUGGGGGAAGCCGCCCAAUCUGUGAAAUAGUUUCUGAGCUUCUAUAGCACUUAUAUUUGCCAGUCACUACAAAUAAAAUGAGGAAAAUAAGUUUAUAAAUGCAGCCAGCAUUGUACCAUGGAGGCAACUCGGCAUGGAGGUGGAGUUGCUCAGCAACCACGUAGCUAGACAUAAUCCCCCUUGAAGUCAUGGAUGCAAGUGUUUAGAUCAGCUUCAUGUUGUCUUUGAGAAGUUCUGAUUAUGGUAACUUUCUCAUGGAUGUGUUAAUUUGAAAGAGCACAACAUUUCUAUAGUCCCAUAACUGAUACGGUAAUCAGGUUGUAUGUAAAAGAUGCACUAUAAUGUACCUUUUUGUAAAGUGAUGUAAGUAGACAAGAAGAUUGUAUUACUUGUAGAACUGCAGAGUGCAAGAGAAACAUGUUUUAUAUGUUCAAAAGCAGUGAUUAUGUGUGUUGCACACAAAACCACCAAAGUAUAAAACUUCAGAGUGAUCACUAUUUUUAAAAUAUUAAGACUACAAUCCUGAAACUAUUUACAGUGGUGUAAAUAGUUUCAGAAUGAUGUUUAGUAUUUACUAGCAAUUGUCACACAAACCAAUCUGGAAAUAGCACUGUUUCCCGAGAGGUUCAAUAAGAGCCAACUAUGGGGUGACGGAGCUAGUGCUGACCACUAUACAUAUGUAUAUGUGUGUGUGUAACUUUAAAGUAAAGCCAUUUUCAUUGUUAAUGUCUUUCUGUUUAGACAGUAUCUAAACUUCCAUUGCUCUUCAGCAUAUCACAAUGCAGUUGCUUAAAUAUAGAUAUUAAAUCCUGGAAAUUACACAUUUAAAUGCCAUGUGUGUUGUAUGACGGCUCUAUGAUCCCCAAUGACACCUUGUUGAUACGGUAAACUUUUCAUGCGACCAUUUUGUGUAUUAAUGUUUUUUAUUUGUGCAUAUCCCACUUAGUCCUUUUCCACCUUUAUAGAAAUCUCUGAAGUUGUGAGAGAUCAAAAUGCUUAAUUUUUAAGAACUAUAUUUGUAAAAAAAGAAAACUAUUGUGAAUAAAGCCUUUUAAUACAUCCUU
Molecule: messenger RNA, 8345 nt
Organism: Hemicordylus capensis (graceful crag lizard)
Lineage: Eukaryota; Metazoa; Chordata; Lepidosauria; Squamata; Cordylidae
Gene: MAN1A1
Product: mannosidase alpha class 1A member 1
Exons: 12
Coding region: 712-2709 (665 amino acids)
Biological process (GO): carbohydrate metabolic process; N-glycan processing
Cellular component (GO): extracellular exosome; Golgi membrane; endoplasmic reticulum
Molecular function (GO): mannosyl-oligosaccharide 1,2-alpha-mannosidase activity; calcium ion binding
Source: RefSeq, a predicted model, not a curated record